Manis javanica (Malayan pangolin) is the source of this 1530-nucleotide messenger RNA. RefSeq names its product chromosome 4 C1orf210 homolog (gene C4H1orf210). NCBI's taxonomy places the organism in Eukaryota, Metazoa, Chordata, Mammalia, Pholidota, Manidae. The record is from RefSeq and is a predicted model, not a curated record.
CGUAGAUGACGCGCGUGCGCCGCGGCCCCGCGCCGCCCACGCAGGAGAAGACGCCCACGAGGUCGGAGGGCUGGGAGAAGCCGCGCAGGGAGAUCUGGUGCGAGCCGUUGCGGGCCAGAUUCGCUAAAGGACCUCCAAGGGAAAAAGGGAACAUCUUCCCACCUCUUCAGAUGGCAAUCAUGGAGGGACUUUAACUGCCGAAAGUUGCUUACUCCAGGACUGAGAGAUCUGGAGCUGAGAGAUCCCGGGACUUCUGACCAAAAAUCUGGCAGAAGGUCACUCUGAAAUCCUAGAACCAAUAGCGCACCACACAGAUGACUCCUUGCCCUUCUGCCUCCAACGACAGCACGCCUACUUGGAAUACAAUGCACAUUUUAUGAGAGGAAGCUGCCAGCCCACGCCUCAGCCACACAUCCUUGCAAGAUCCACAACCUAGGUGAUUUCAGCCUGGCUGCUCCUCCCAGAUGCUCUUACGAUUCCGGUGCUCCACCUGCAGAUGAUCUCCAGCCCUAGCUGUCCCUCCAAAAGGACUCUGUGCCCCGGAGCCACCUGGCGAAGGCUAAGGCUUGUGGCUGUCGUUCUGCCCCUCCAUGAGUGAGGCAAACCUAACCACGGUGGGGCCCUCGGAGCUCCCUGCAGCAUCAGCCAUGUCCCCUGGACCUGGCACUGGGGCCCGGGCAUGGCCUAUUCUGGUAGGGGUAGUGCUGGGGGCUGUGGUCCUCUCUCUCCUCAUCGCCCUGGCUGCCAAGUGCCACCUCUGCCACAAAUACCGCACCAGCUACCAGCACCGCCCGCUGCCCGGGACAGGGGCCGGGGUCUGCCCUGAGGGGGGUGAAGAGGAGGAGGAUGACGGCUUUAUUGAGGACAACUACAUUCAGCCUGGGGCCGGCGGGCUGGGCACGGAGGGUGGCAGGGAGCACUUCUCCCUCUGAGUCCUGAUCUCUGGACACUCUGCUGGCCCCAUGCCCGACAGCUUGAGUUAGCACACACUACAUGGGAGCCAGGGGCCGCAGGGCCGACCAGGGCUGGAGCACCCCUCCUUUCUCUGGCACUAGCCACUGAAGUGACAACGACCUUCUCUUGCUCAGUGACCCUCGGUGGCUCCCUGCUGUUCUCAGGAUAAAGCCUACCAAGGGGCUGACUACAGGAGUAAGACCUCUGCCAGCCUCUUGUUGUCCUCUCCUUCUUUUCCCUCCUUUUGCUUCCUGCUCACCCAACUGUUUGUUAUCCCCCCUCUCCUGUCCUGCUGUUUCUCCCAUACCUUGGCCCACACUCUCCCCCAGCCAAGGCCACCCUUCCAUUUCCCCAGGGCCCCUAGGGCAGUGAGGAAGAUCCAUGGCCCAUAGGCCCCAUGUGGUCUGCCUACCUGCCAGCAUUUCACAUGUGGUCAGAUGGUAACAUUUUAGCAGGUAAAAAACAAUGUGCCGACUUUCCUACUGAAAUGUCUCCUGUCAAUAAAGUGGGUAAUCCAAAUGGUUCUAUUACAUUUUUCACAAGUAUUAAUAAAAGUACGAAGGAGUUGUUCUUUUU